Orbilia oligospora ATCC 24927 is the source of this 1392-nucleotide messenger RNA. RefSeq lists its product as uncharacterized. Bases 1 to 1392 code for a protein of 463 amino acids. The transcript is spliced from 7 exons. The record is from RefSeq and is a predicted model, not a curated record. Lineage: Eukaryota; Fungi; Ascomycota; Orbiliomycetes; Orbiliales; Orbiliaceae. Gene Ontology annotation, molecular function: O-methyltransferase activity.
AUGACGGACGGCACAAAUGGAAUCGACCAAACUGCACUUCAAUUAAUCAAGCUGAGUGAGCUGAUCCAAAGCACAGUUUCCGAUUAUGUGGCAGCAAAGAGUUCGAAAGUCGAAAAUGUUGAAGGGUCAUUGCCGUCACACGCGCUCUUUGAGGCCCAGAGGACAUUAUUGUCCGCAGCUGGUAUGAUAACUGAGCUUGUAAGCGAUCCGAGCGGACGUAUCCUAGAGGUUUCACUGCAACAUUACGAAAGUCGUUCGCUGCACAUAGUCGCAUCUUUACGGAUACCUGAUAUUCUAGCUGAGAAUGGCGACACCGGUUGUGAUAUCAGUAGUCUUGCGGCCCGUGUGGGUAUCGAGCCGAGGAAAUUAUCACGCAUAAUGCGGUGCCUUUGUUCUAUUCACGUUUUCCGCGAGGUGGCCGAGGAUCUUUUCACCAACGGCCCCGUUUCGGCGGCACUUGUGAAAAAUGAACCUUUACGUGCCUAUGCCUUAUUAUGUGGCCAAUACGGCUAUACUGCUUCGGACUACCUGCCCCGCCUUCUCACCGACCCUGUCAAAGGUCCUUCCUAUUCCGUCGAUCUAGCAGCGUUCCAGGAUGCUGUAGGGACCAAGGCCUCGAUGUGGAACUGGAUGGAGGAGACCACAACUGUUCAAGAUAUUCUCAAGGGUCGUAAUGGCCCCAACGGUGCAGAAAGUGCUUAUCCGGGCAUUUUCGGGGACGAAUUACACCAGUAUACAAAGGAAACAGACGAAGGUCAAGAUGAUCAAAGACGCGUGCCUCGGCCGGAACAUGCCAUAUUCAGCCUUGCCAUGAUAGGUGGCGGAAGGGUCUCUGGGAUGGCGCAUUUAUACGACUUUCCGUGGUCUUCUCUUGGAAAGGCUACCGUCGUAGAUGUCGGCGGGGGCAUGGGUGGUUUCUGCCUUGGCCUUUCCCAUCUCUACCCUAACUUGAAUUUCAUAAUUCAAGACAGAAGUCAGGUUAUUCGUAAGGGAGAGACCGAAUUAUGGCCGAAAGAGAGCCCGUCCGCACUUCAACAAGGCCGGGUCAAGUUUGUUGAACAUGACUUCUUCGCAGAGAAUCCGGUUAAAGGAGCUGAUAUAUACUGGUUGCGAUAUAUCCUUCACGACUGGGCUGAUGACUACUGCGUUAAAAUCUUGAAGGGAAUCAAAGCAGGCAUGGGUCCUCGAAGUAAACUUCUUAUAUGCGAGCAAGUAAUGAACACCACAUACGGAGAUCCACAGCUGCCCUCGGCGCCGUCUCUUCUGCCAGCGAACUAUGGGUAUUUUACAAGGUACUCUCACACACGAGACUUAGAGCUCAUGGCAUUUAUGAAUGGAAUUGAGCGAGUCAAGUCGGGCUUAUUGAGGUGGUCUUACCUGGGCAAGGGAUGA